GCGAAAGAGAGUGAUUGUGGGUUGGAUGAAAAGAAAUUGGAUUGACCUUUGAGCAGAAUUGCUCGUCCUUUUAUCUCUUUCAGUGACGGAUGCGGAUGCGUGUGCCGACGCGUCGGGAGGUGGAAGACAUGCGCGCCGCUGUCCGUCAUCCGCGUCAUCCUUCCGGUGCUAUUCCCGAGCAGCUACCUUUCCCGCUGCGGAUGUUAUUGUCGGGCUGGAGAGGUGAAGGUUGUAGCGAUCAACUCGCGUGGCUCUCUUUCUUCCUCGAUCGUACUAUCCACCUUACGCGACCCGAGACUCGAGUAGCCUGUUCACAAUUUCCACUACUACAUUUCAUGUUUCCUGAGUCUGGGUGGUACAAUACCGCAGGCGGAAGGCUCAAAUUGUGUCUAUCUGGAUUGAAUGUUCGCCUCACAUCAUGGUAGUGCAUGACAAGGCACCCCUCCCGAUGUCUAUUGCGGAUG
This is a messenger RNA of Somion occarium, 464 nucleotides long. Lineage: Eukaryota; Fungi; Basidiomycota; Agaricomycetes; Polyporales; Cerrenaceae. The record is from the annotation of a GenBank genome assembly.